Penicillium soppii is the source of this 264-nucleotide messenger RNA. RefSeq lists its product as uncharacterized. Lineage: Eukaryota; Fungi; Ascomycota; Eurotiomycetes; Eurotiales; Aspergillaceae. The record is from RefSeq and is a predicted model, not a curated record. The coding region runs from base 1 to 264 and encodes 87 amino acids. The transcript has a single exon.
AUGAGCGAUGAGGAUGAAGACGAAGACAAUGAUGUUCUGCUGGUUAUUCAAGAUGAGUUCACCAGUACAAGCCAACGCGAGGAUCGCUAUAGAAGCCAGCUAGAUGUCCAGGAAGAUAAUACGCAAGCAUCUCAAAAGCGACAAUCAAGUAUGCUAGCUGAAAGCGACGAUGAUGAUAACCACCCCCUUCCAGAUAAUAGUGGUACUCAACGACGGGCUGGAUUAAGAGAUGCACGGAAGCGCUGUAAAACCAAUGACCCCUAA